Molecule: messenger RNA, 485 nt
Organism: Cloeon dipterum
Lineage: Eukaryota; Metazoa; Arthropoda; Insecta; Ephemeroptera; Baetidae
Exons: 2
Coding region: 97-453 (118 amino acids)
Source: RefSeq, a predicted model, not a curated record
GAACAAUUUUAUUUGUGAAUGCCAACGCCAUCCUAUUUAGGAACAGAUGGCAUUGAAAAUUAGCGAUUAAAGCUUAAAACCUUCUAUGGUGGAGACAUGGAGAGCAAUUCAAGGAACUUAAGGAGUCAAGUAGGAAAACCUCCGAUUCAAAAGCUGCUGUGCAGACUGUGCGAGUGUCCAACGUCGGACGGGCACGUCCUCGCGUCGCAGGUGGACAGGUUCAAGCUGAGGAAAUGGGCCAUGGAGGUCAUGAACCUGACGGAAGAAGACGAAAACUUGCCGGACGUGGUCGAAGAAGACUCUUUGAUCUGCUAUUUUUGCAUCUGGCAGGCCGAGUUUGGGGAUGAGUCUGGAGACGAGGCUGUCGCUUGGUGGCCGAAAAACCUUGAUUUGGAAGAAAACGUAAAGGUGCUCCGGGAAAAUUAUUCAAGUAUGGAGCUUUUAUACGAAUAAUCGACGGCGUAAUUUCUAUUGUUUAAAUUUUA